CCCGAUGCCUCACUACCAGGCCAUCUCUUCCGCCAUAUCCAGAAAUUUUGGAUGGGGUUCAUUCGAUUGCUGGAAAUUGGAUAUGGAGUGUAAUGGUUGAAAUUAAACAAAAAAAGUGAUGCUACAAGCUUUGCUUCUCUUUAUUCUGCAGAAUUGUCUAAGAAAAUUCUCUCAUUCUUUCCAAACUUCACAGGUUUUCAUCUCUUAUUCAUGUUCAGUAAAGGAGGAAGGUGGAUACUAGUUUAUUUUAGAUCGGGAAAAUACAAUGGCAAUAGAGUGUUCAAGUGAAAAAGGAAAGUCUACAAUUAAUUGAGGUGUCAAUAUGGAUCUAAAUGCCUUCGCCAACCUCAAAAAGCAGAAGGUGAAGGUCCCGAGCCAAAAGGAGCCCGUAAAGCAGAAGCCCCUCGGGGAGAUGAAGAAGGGCGGUGAGCCCUCGGGGGAGGCUGCAAAGCGGAAGGCCGCCGGUAAGGCCCCAAUCCCCGAGGGGAAGAAGCAGAGAAAGGGGGACGCCGGGAAGAAGGCUCCCCUGGUGGUGGUGGUGGACGAGCAUUCCGCCUCCGAGCCCAGUGCUCCGACUGCUCCUUGCCCGCCCUCGGGUAAAGGUGGCGAGGUAAGCUUGCCUCGGGAGGACAUACAGUUCUCCCUGCCGAAGGGGUCUGCCAUUACGCAUGGCACAGUGGACCCCCGGGAAUUUCUGGGCGGGGCUACCCCCGCUCUGGACAGGCGGGCCCUCGGGAAGCUGGAUGAUGAAGCCCUCGAGUCCAAAAUCCUCCGGUCCUCUCUUACCGCUUGCAUAGCCCUCAACGAACACGCCAGGAGGUUCGACGAGUGGCGCCUCCAGAGGGCGCAACAGGAGGAGUCCCUCAAGAAGCUUAUUCAUGAUAAUGCCGAGGCCGUGAGGCAGAUGGCUCAACUGGAGAGGGACCUCCAGCAGGCGAGGGCGGAAGCAGAGAGAGCGGCCAGAGAGAGGGUGGAGAUGGAGAAGGCGGCUGCCGAGGCUGCGAAGAAGGCCCUUGAAGACGCCGAGGCCGCCAAAGCAGAAGCCGCCGCUGCUGCAGUUGCUGCCUUCAUGACCGAGGGCUGGAAGGCCGAAGGCCAUAAAGACUGGGUGGCCUUGGUCAUGGAGAGUUCUGCCGAGGGGUGGGUGAAGGGCCCCGGGGCGAUGUGGCUAGCCUGAAAGGGUGAAGAUUACUACGCCGGGGGGAGUUCUUCACCCAGGCCCUAAUCUACAGGAGGCUCGCCCGACACCUGAAGAUAGAGCCAACGGCCUUCGACCCGGCGGCAUACGGUCUCCCCCCCUCCAGCCUGAUAUCAGAGUCCCCCUUCCCGAGGGCGUCGAGAGGCCGGAACUGGAAGAUUCAGAACUCCUGAAAGAGGCCGAGGGCGAUGAGGCAGAGGUUGAUGCGGAGGUCAUCUCGAAGCAUGCGGAAGAGGCUGCCCCCGGUGUUGACAAUAUGUGAUAUGUACUUGUAGUGUUUUGAAAACCUUUGCUUUUAUUUGUAAUGCAUAUUCGUGUACUCUCGGCCUCGGCCACAUUGUAACAUAUAUACUUUAACUCCUCCCUGAAUGCAUGAAUGUUUGCCUUCGGGCUUUUUGUAUAGUUCGUUUCCUCCGAGUGUUUUUUCUUGAAUGUAUGCC
Cuscuta europaea is the source of this 1638-nucleotide messenger RNA. Lineage: Eukaryota; Viridiplantae; Streptophyta; Magnoliopsida; Solanales; Convolvulaceae. The record is from the annotation of a GenBank genome assembly.